UCUGUAGAACAUGACUGUGUGGUGGACUAUCAAUUGGCCGGUAUACUUACUGCUGGUUUGCUGCGUCAUUUUCUCUAAAGUACAGACUUCAUCUCUAGAACAUACAGACAAGUCGUUCGUCAUGGUUGACUCUAACUCUCAGUUGGAAGACGCUUUGAGUGUACUGCUGACUGACAACAACGCAGACGGCUGUAUCUUUCCUAGUCUCGUCGACGUCGACGUCAUUCGAUUAGAGGAUGUUGGCCUACUGAAGACAUAUCAAGGAGACGGAAAUGCGUGCAAUGUAGUGAACAAUUCAACUGUGCUGCAUUUCUCGCCACGUUGUUUGACUGGAAACUUGCAAAAGCGUGAUGGGACGUCGCUUCCGGUCGUGUCAGUCGCCGACUCUCAUCUAGGGACGACGCUUAUCCAUCGAAACGGUAGAUUGGAUGAAGAGAUGAAUGUACUCAAUGCUCUGAGUUUGGAAUUGGAGUGGAAGAAAGCAGUUAUUGUUGUCGAAACAAAACAAACCAUUGCGGACCUGUCUUCAUAUGCCUUUGAGCGACUGUCCACAUCUUAUGUCCAAAUUGAUGAGAGCACGAACGCUGAAGUAUUAGCAAGGAGAUUAUCCUCUGUCAAUGCAGAUGCUUUCUACUUGCAUUGCGAAAGUAUUCACUGUCACAGAACAAUCAGACAGGUGUUUGUUCAGUUGCUUCAUGAUCUAAAGCCAGUAUCAUUAACUGCCUAUUUUGUUUUUUCUUCGUCACUGUCUGAUAAGGUUGUAGCGGACCCUUUCUGGCAGUCAGUGAUACCCUUAGCUGAAGACAGAUACAAUUUCUUGUUGCUGAGAUUAGAAGUACCAUGCUAUCAAAAUAUCAGCAAUAAGUUACAAGAACUUGUUCACGCUAUGGCAACUUACAACGACAUCAAUUCCCAAAGUGGCUAUGAUCUAACUUACGUAUACGACAUUAUCCAACUUUUCUACGAUCUUCAUUUCUCAAAAAGUCGUGAUACCAUUGAAAAAGGACGACAGAAACUACACUACAGAAUUCUGCAAGUGUCUUCAAAUCUCAUAAAAUCUAUUGGCACUUACAGUGUUAGUCUAACCGAAUGGCUGGAUAAAUUUGUGUUGCCAAGUAGUGACGUUGAGACUAGAGUGAGACGUGCCGGUGACGAAUGUUUACCUGCUGCUGUUAAUAGAAGUAGACCUCACUACAGAGUUAGCACUGUAUUGGAGGUACCAUUUGUCAUCAACGAUCCUAAUAACACUUUUGUUGGGGUGCAUAAAGAAAAUUUGACAGGAUUUGUGAUAGAGAUGAUGGAGCAUUUGGCUGAGAAGUUGAAGUUUGACUACACGAUGUCGUUAGCUCCCGACGGCAAGUACGGAAAUUUUGACGGUGAAAAUGCCACAGGAUUGAUGGCAGAGCUGAUACACUGUAGUGCUGAUCUGGUGGCAGCAACAUUUGUACGAUCAACAGCUAGACAAAAAUACGUCAGUUUUACUCCACCCUAUUACGACACUGGCAUUGCGUUGUUUGCAGCUAAGCCAGAACCUAAAACUUACAGCAUUUGGUCUUUCUUGGAUCCAUUUGAAAUGGACACUUGGGGAGUGAUAGUGGCAUCUUGGAUAGCAUUUUCAUUCUUCCUUAUUGUUGUGCAUCGCCUUAGUCCUUAUGGCUUGCAAAGUGAAGACUUGAGUGAUGGUUAUCCAUACACAUACAAACUCUACAACAGUUUUUGGUAUAUAUUGUCAACCAUACUUCAGCACUCUCCCGAGGGCAUGCCAUUUGCGUCGGGAAGAAUUCUUUUUGCUGGUUGGUUUCUCUUCUGUCUUGUUAUCGUUUCGACGUACACUGCCAAUUUGGCGGCAUUUUUGACGGUACAGAGCUUUCCUUUACGGAUUCGCAACGUGGACGAACUUGCAGACCAGACAGAAGUUAUCUACGGGACUGUGCAUGAUACGUAUGAAUAUGAGUUUUUAAAGAACUCUCGCAUUUCUACAUUUCAAGAUAUGUAUGCGUUUAUGUCAUCUUCACCUAAUGCAAUGGUCAAUACAUCAGCCGAAGGAAUCGAACGAGUCAACAACGGCUCCAACUACAUUUUUAUUUGGGAAGAAUCGUUACUAAAGUAUGCAGCAAUGCAAAAACCUUGCACUAGCCAGAUACUUGGCUCUACGUUUGGACAAAUUGGUUACUCACUGGCCAUGAAUCACAACAUGCCUUACCACGAACAAUUUUCGUUUGCCAUCUUGCAGUUGAGAGAUGAAGGCGUUAUCAAAGCGUUGGAAACGAAGUGGCUUGAUUCGGGUAGCUGCGGCGACGGGACUUCGAGCUCUGAAGAUGCGAGCAACGCAGAGAGUGUUUCUCUACAACAAAUGACGGGAGUCUUUACGGUUUUAGCUUCAACACUUGGGCUGUCCGUGAUCAUUGCGCUUGUUAUAUCACACAAAAAAGAGAGCGAUGAAAAGAAACCAAAGCCGAGCACAUUGAUGGAUAUCAUUGAGAAGAGAAAACAGAAGGUGAAUGUCGAGAGUAACAACGGGGCGACGUCAGAAGGGGACGGUGCUUGGGUGUGAACGAGUGUAUGGAAUGCAGUCCAUCAUACGUCUUGUCUUACAGGUACUCAAUGAUAUUGCAUGCAUGCACUUCAAGUACAGUAUGUAGAUACAUAUGUUGGCAUGCAUCUGGAUUUCUAAUAAGUUGCAUGUAUACCUUCAUUGUAGUUUUUCUUCUGAAGUGAUUGGUGUAUGAUAUUGUAUUAAAUUUUCUUUGUUUAGACAAC
Molecule: messenger RNA, 2760 nt
Organism: Corticium candelabrum
Lineage: Eukaryota; Metazoa; Porifera; Homoscleromorpha; Homosclerophorida; Plakinidae
Product: glutamate receptor 1-like
Exons: 12
Coding region: 11-2554 (847 amino acids)
Biological process (GO): monoatomic ion transport
Cellular component (GO): plasma membrane
Molecular function (GO): signaling receptor activity; ligand-gated monoatomic ion channel activity
Source: RefSeq, a predicted model, not a curated record